This is a messenger RNA of Herpailurus yagouaroundi (jaguarundi), 5043 nucleotides long. It is a transcript of the gene ITGAE, whose product is annotated as integrin subunit alpha E. The transcript is spliced from 32 exons. The record is from RefSeq and is a predicted model, not a curated record. NCBI's taxonomy places the organism in Eukaryota, Metazoa, Chordata, Mammalia, Carnivora, Felidae. The coding region runs from base 60 to 3599 and encodes 1179 amino acids. Gene Ontology annotation, molecular function: integrin binding. Gene Ontology annotation, cellular component: external side of plasma membrane; integrin complex. Gene Ontology annotation, biological process: integrin-mediated signaling pathway; cell-cell adhesion; cell-matrix adhesion.
GAAGAUGAGGGAAGCUGCCAGCUCACCCUUCCAGGACCCUAGUGUCGGGGCCGAAUCUCAUGGACCUGACUACAGAGGUGCACCAGUGCCGCCCAGGCCUUGUUCCUCUGGUGGCCUUCAAUGUGGAUGUGGCCCGGACCUGGGUGACUCCUGAGGGAGGCGUACCCUAUGUGCUCAACGCCCUUCUGCACCAAGACUCCAGCACCAACCGGACCUGGCUCCUGGUCACCAAUCCUCAAACCAACGGGACAGCAGGCCUCCUACAUCGUUGUUCCCUCAUCCAGGAUGAGAUUCUUUGCCAACCAGUAGGCUUAACUGUUUCAGAGCAUGCCCCCAUCCCAAAGGGAAGGCACCCGGGAGUGACAGUUGUCCGGAACCACCACAGUGUUUUGAUCUGUAUUCAAGUGAUGUCCCGGAAGCCCCACAGCCUCAGCCCAGAACUCAUAGGCACCUGCAGCCUAUUAGCCAACAACUUCCAACCCCAGGCUCAGGUCUACUUCUCUGACCUUGAAAAUCUCCUUGAUCCCAAUGUACAUGUGGAUGCCAGAGACUGCUACCGGAACAAGAAUGGCAGCCUAGAGAAGACAGCCAGGUGGCGCCGGGCUCUGAAGACACAAGAGGGGCAGGAGGAUGAAGCAGCUGGCACUGAGAUUGCCAUCAUCCUAGAUGGCUCAGGAAGCAUUGAUCCCCCAGACUUCCAGAAAGCCAAAGACUUCAUCUCCAACAUGAUGAAGAACUUCUAUGCCAAGUGCUUUGAGUGCAACUUUGCCCUUGUGCAAUAUGGGGAAGUGAUACAGACUGAGUUUGAUCUUCGGGACAGCCAGGAUGCACUGGCCUCCCUCGCCAGAGUCCAGAAUAUCACUCAAGUGAAGAAUGUCACCAAGACUGCUUCUGCCAUACAGCAUGUCCUAGACAACAUCUUCACGCCAAGCCACGGCUCCAGAAAAAAUGCACCCAAGGUCAUAGUGGUAAUCACUGAUGGGGACAUAUUUGGGGAUCCACUCAACCUCACAACUGUCAUCAGUUCCCCAAAGAUGCAAGGUGUUGAGCGCUUUGCCAUCAGGGUGGGAAAUGGGAGUACUAAGACCCUCAAGGAACUGAAGCUGAUUGCCUCAGACCCAUUUGAGAGACAUGCGUUCACAGUGACCAAUUAUUCAGCCCUGGAUGGACUGCUGAGCAAAUUGCAGCAGAAUAUCAUUCACACGGAAGGCACUGUUGGAGAGGCCCUCCACUACCAACUGGCACAGAUCGGGUUCAGUGCCCAGAUCCUGGAUGAGGGGCAGGUGCUGCUCGGUGCCGUCGGGGCCUUUAACUGGUCAGGGGGAGCACUGCUCUACAACUUGCACAGCCGCCGGGGUCGCUUCCUGAACCAGACGGCAGCAGAUACCAAGACUGCACAGUACAGCUAUCUAGGUUACUCAGUGGCCCUGCUGCACAAGGCCUGUGGCCUCUCCUAUGUGGCAGGGGCUCCACGGUACAAGCAGCGGGGGGCCGUGUUUGAGCUUCAGAAGGAGGGCAAAGAGACCAACUUCGUGCCAGUGCUGGAGGGAGAGCAGAUGGGAUCCUAUUUUGGCUCUGAGCUGUGCCCUGUGGACGUUGACAUGGAUGGGACCACGGACUUCUUGCUCGUGGCUGCUCCUUUCUACCACAUUCACGGAGAGGAAGGCAGAGUCUACGUGUACCAUCUGAACAAGCAGAAUGGUUCCUUCUCUUUGGCACACACGCUGAGUGGGUACCCUGGAUUCACUGAUGUCCGAUUUGGCUUUGCCAUGGCAACAGUGGGGGAUAUCAGUCAGGAUAAGCUCACAGAUGUGGCCAUUGGGGCCCCCCUGGAGGGUUUUGGGGCAGAUGAUGGUACCAGCUUCGGCAGCGUGUACAUCUACAAUGGACGCUGGGAUGGCCUUCCUACCACCCCCUCUCAGCGGAUCAGAGCCUCAGAGGUGGCCUCAGGACUCCACUACUUUGGCAUGUCGGUGGCUGGCGGCUUAGAUUUCACUGGUGACGGCCUUGCUGACAUCACCGUGGGCACUCUGGGCCGGGCAGCUGUGCUCCGCUCAAGACCUGUGGUUUACCUGAAUGUGUCCAUGACCUUCACCCCCAUGGCACUGCCCAUUGGCUUCAACAGCAGUGUGAAUGCUUUUUUGUGUUUUGAAAUCAGCUCUGUGACUACAGCUGCCGAGACAGGCCUCAAAGACACAGUUCUGAACUUCACAUUGGACGUGGAUGUGAUGAAGCAGAGGAAAAGACUGCAGUGUUCAGACAAGAAUAUUUGUCAGAGCCACCUUAGGGAAUGGGAUGGCAGUGUGUCCCGUCUUUGUGAGCCCCUCCUGCUCAUUCCCACAGAGGGAAAGCUCUGUGAGGAGGACUGCUUCUCCAGCAUCAGUGUCAAGGUCAGCUACCAACUCCAGACCUCAGAGAGCCAGAGGGACCAUCCCCACCCUGUUUUGGACCUCUACACUGAGCCCUUCACCAUCUUCCAGCUGCCCUAUGAGAAGAACUGCACGAAUAAGCUGUUUUGUGUUGCUGACUUACAGAUGGCCACCACCACCUCUCAGCAGGAAUUGGUGGUGGGUCUCACAAAGGAGCUGACUCUGAACAUUAACCUAACUAACUCUGGGGAAGAUUCCUACAUGACGAGCAUGGCUUUGCAUUACCCCAGAAACUUACAGUUUAAGAGGAUACAGAAGCCUCCUUCUCCAGACAUUUGGUGUGAUGACCCUAAGCCAACUGCUUCUGUGCUGGUCAUGAACUGCAAGAUUGGUCACCCUAUACUCAGGAGGUCAUCUGCAAUCUUUUCAGUAGUUUGGCAGCUAGAAGAGAAUGCCUUUCCAAACAGGACAGCCAGUAUCACUGUGACAGCCACCAAUUUCAAUGGAAAACAGUCUUUGGUCACAAAGACCCACAGCCUCCAGUUCAAGCAUGCCUUCAUUGCAGUUCUUCCCAAACCGUCAGUGAUAUACAUGAACACAAGCCAGGGGCUUUCCGUCUACAAAGAAUUCUUCUUCAAUAUACAUGGGGAAAAUCUCUUUGGAGCCGAAUUCCAGCUGCAAAUUUGUGUUCCAAUCAAAUUACAAGAUCUCCAGAUUAUAAGAGUGAAAAACGUGACAAAAAUUCAGGACCACACUCUGUGCAGCCAGACUCAGGUGGAAAGGUGCGGAAGCGAUCCUGUUCAGCAUGGGAAAAAAUGGCAUUCAGUGAGCUGUGUCAUCACUUCAAAUAAGGAAAACGUAACGGUGGCUGCAGAACUCUACUUGAGUCAAUUUCAGCAGUUACAGAGAGAUGUAAAUGAACUGCAGAUCCUUGGUGAAAUAACUUUCAACAAAUCUCUGUAUGAGGGGCUGAAUGCAGAGAACCACAGAACUAAGAUCACUAUCAUCUUCCUGAAAGAGAAGGAGUAUUUGCGCCUCAUCUUUAUAAGCAGUGCUGGUGGCCUUCUGGUUUUGAUUGUGAUUAUAAUCACCCUUUUCAAGUGUUCUACAAAGUACAUCUUGGGGGGACAGUGGUCAAAAGAUCCUGGCAUUUUCAAGAUCCUAAGAUGUGGCCUAUUACUUCAAAUCAGAACACAAAAAAAGCACGCCUGGAACAAAUGUAAAAAGUAGAAAAACAGAGGUCACCAAAACAGGAACUAGAAGGGGCUAAAAGGCUUCAAACAUCUCCCAGACUCCUUUGAGGUGGGUUUCUAAUUUCGAUUUUGCCAGUGAGAGGCACUUGAAUGAGAGUGGAAGGUGGAAAGAUAGGAGGUCUUUCUUUUGGUUGCGGCAGCAGUGGUGGAGGCAGGUGAGUACAGACCCCUGAGCGUCAGUGCGACUGCACGGCCCCUCCCUGCAACUCCCGACCUCUGGGUGAUACCAACUCUCCCGUUUUUAUCUCCCAGCUCUCCCAACAGAUUUGAAACACAACUCUCAUUAGUAAAUCCCUUUCUGCUUGAAAUAUCUAGAGUGGUUUCUGUUUUCCUGUUGGCCUUGAGUCUAACUAUAUUAUUUCCAGUGAAUAACAGCUGUCUCUAUGUCAUUUAAUGAAAUGUCCAUUAAUAAAUUAAAAUUCUGCUGUUACUACUCGUGAAAUUCCUAUGAAUGCAUAUAAAUUCUGGAAAUUUAAUUUUGUUUCACUGAUCUGUUUGUUCCCGUACCAGUACCACAAUUGAACACUUUUUAGCAUUAUGCAAACGAUAAAUUCUAAACAGCACAAAGGUAUCUAAAAAAUAAAAAGUUAGUCUCCCUCUCCUCUCCACCUCCAAUCUCUUUCCAAAAGCAACCACUGUUAAUACGUUUUUAGAUAUUCUUUAAAAAUAUUCCUCUGCAUAUACCAGCAUAUGCAUAUCCAUGUAUGGAUAUAGGAAUUAGAUUGUAUAGAUUGUUCUCCCUCCUACUUUUUCAUCUUAUGGAUUUUAGGCAUCUUUUGGUAGCAACCUCUGCAGAUCUACCCCAUCCUUUUUAACAGUUCCAUGAUACACUGCAUUGUAUUUACCUAACAGAUCCCUACAAGUGGAUAUUCAGGUUGUUUCUAUUUCUUUCCUUCUUUUUAUUACAAAGAAAGGAUGUGUGAUGAACAUCUCUAAACACGUAUCCUCCCUGGUGUGCUUUUCAGGUAUGUCGAUGGGUAAGUUCCUAGCACAAUCACUGGCUCCGAGAUGACGUGCAUUUAAAAUUUUGAUAGACGAAAUAAGUCAUGGGAACGAAAGGUACAGAACGGGGAUUGUAACCAGUGGCAUUGUGACAGCACUGUAUGGUGACACACGGUAGCUACACUUGUGGUGGGCACAGCAGAACAUGUAGAGUUGUUGAAUCACCGUCGUACGCCUGAAACGAAUAUAACAUUGUCAGCUACACUUCAAUUCAGUUGUUUUUGAUGAUGACAACCUCCAAAAGGUUUCUACCAGUUGACACCCCCACUCAGAGAAUAUCAAAGUGCCACCGUGUCCAUUGCCACCAGCUGGGCAUCAUCACAUUUUCACUAUUUUGCCAACCUGAUCAUUGUGGAAAAUGGGAUUCUGUUUUUGAUACCAGUUUUCAUUAUAACUUUGCAGUAAACUGUGAUACCUGA